Molecule: messenger RNA, 3286 nt
Organism: Brienomyrus brachyistius
Lineage: Eukaryota; Metazoa; Chordata; Actinopteri; Osteoglossiformes; Mormyridae
Product: kelch repeat and BTB domain-containing protein 13-like
Exons: 1
Coding region: 297-1751 (484 amino acids)
Molecular function (GO): protein binding
Source: RefSeq, a predicted model, not a curated record
AAUUGCAGCUUAGAUGAGGUGUGUUUGUCCUGCAGGUAGGUUUUUGUUACUUUAUUGUAGCACUCAUGUCCCCUGUGCUGCUGCUAUGUAUAGCCAGGACUAUUUUUAUACCGCGGCUGUGAAUAGAAGCCGCUGGUGUUACUGCCAGCCUGGCGACUUCGUGGCAGCACAGUUUGUGUCUCGAACAGCGUUGGCCUCAUUGUGGGGAAAGAGCGGGAGACAUUCCAAGAAGGCACAGGGAACUGGUGCCAGAUUACCGGCCCCAUUUCCGCAGGUUACACACCAGCGGCAACGCGAUGGAGCCGAGCAGCUGUCAUGACCCAGAGCCGGAGACGGACGAGACUAACAGCCAUUCACCACGGGACGUCCAGGAGGCCGAGCUGAAGGUACGGGUGAACGGGAGUGUUUUCGUCAUUGCUAAAGCGAUCCUGACUGAGCAUUGCGAGUACUUCCGAGCGCUAUUCCAGUCAGGAAUGAGGGAAUGCCUGCAAGAGGAGAUUCACGUCCAGGGGCUGAGCCCUGGGGGCUUUUCCAUCAUGCUGGACGUCCUGGGAGGCGAUCGGCCCAUCUUGGGUGCCGACAGGUUGGUCCAAGCCAUCGAAUGCGCUGCCUUCCUGCAGGUGGAGAUGCUCACCAGACACCUCAUCAACAUCCUGAAUUCAGACAACUGUUUGCUGGUGUACCACGCUGCCGCGGAAUACGGCUUGCUAGAGCUCUUCCAUAGCGCUGCGCUGUUCAUCCGAGACAUGUACCAGGAUCUGGAGGAGGAUGCCAGGUGUCUGUCAGUGGAGCUCCUCGAGUAUGUGGAGUCUCUCUCUCCCCAGGUGUUUGUUGCUGUGGGAACGCACUCUAGCUCCAACUUCCAGGAGCUGCCGCAUGCCUCCACCAGAACCAUCUGCUAUUUGGACGAGGACGAGAAGGACUGGAAAGUCCUCACGCGGCUACCCUACGAGGCCAGCACCUCCAUGGCAGGAGUGGCAGUGCUUAAUAACAAGCUAUACAUCGUCGGUGGGGUCCACAGCGUCCACAAGCAGGUUGUGGACUCCGGCUUCUGCUACGACCCCACGGCAGACGCGUGGAGCACGCUAGCUGGGCCUCGGCAGCCGAGAUACAACUUCACGCUGGCAGGACUCGAUGAUCGCCUCUACGCCAUCGGUGGAGAGUACGAGAGGAUGGUGAUGUCAUCGGUGGAGAAGUUCGAUGUCUCCACUGGCUCAUGGUCUUUCAUUACGCACCUGCCCCGACCUGCGGCCGGCGUGGCCUGCACUAAGACAAUGAACAGGAUAUUUGUGUGCCUGUGGAAGCCCAUGGAGACGACAGAGAUCUAUGAGUACCUCCCCAGCAGGGACGUGUGGAGUCUGACCACGACACUCAUUCGAAACCAGAGCUAUGGGCACUGCAUGGUAGCACACAGGGACAACCUCUACGUCAUGCGCAACGGACCCUCAGACGACUUCCUGCGGUGCGUGAUGGACUGCUAUAACCUCAGCUCGGGCCAGUGGACAGCCCUGCCCGGCCACUACGCCAACAGCAAGGGUGCUCUGUUCACAGCUGUGGUGCGAGGGGACUCGGUCUUCACGGUGAACCGAGCUCUCACGUUGGAGUUCUCCAUCGAGGGCAGCAGAUGGAAGCCGAAACGAGAAAUGAAGGGUUUUCCGCGCAGUGGCUCCAUGUGGACCUUCCUGCUAAGACUUCCGAAAGCUUCGCAGAACGUCUCCACCCUGGAUGAACUCGAUGAAAGGACGUCGUGACUGGGCAGGAUCCCCUGGGCUUAUCGGUGCCAUGACGAUGAGCAGGGGGAAGGCGAUUGGCUAUCAGCCAUGCAUGAGCACGUGUCACUAAAUAUUCACAUAGAAUUGGUCACACCAUAGCAACUCAGUGAGUCCCCCAAGAGCUCUCAGGUUCCACUGCCGCAUUGAAAAGGUCAUGACGUCUUAUCAGGCCUUCAUUCUCCUCCAAAAAUCCAUGGCUUCUUGGUGAGAGGCCCAAUAAAGGAAUGAACGUUCUAAGGAAUCUCUAAAGUUUUUAGUCUUUUGUUUAUAACUCCAUACCCCAUUGUAUCUUUGGCGUUCCUUUUUGAAAGUGGACUUGAUUCCCUCUUGUUUUCUCCAGCCGAGCAUGGAAACAGGAGUGCAUUUCAGAGACAGAUGAUCACAGGAAUAUCGGUCUCUCCCGACCACAGCAUGAGUAAUGUCCAUGUUUUGUUCUACUGUAGUGUCGUAGCAAACAGGAUGUUUUUGUUUUCCAGCCUUGCGUACAUUGUGCAGAUAAUUACUUACAUGUCUAAUCAACUACUUGGAAGACAGGGCGUUCUUUUAACUGUAAAGAAAAAUUUACUUGGCAAAUAUAUCUGCUUUCAUUGAGACAGCGAUGUAAACAUCUUUAAUGAGUUAUGUUGUAAGAAGUCUGCUACACCUGUAAACCUCGGCACGCCCUAAAAUUGAGAUGACAUAAUCCUUCAGACACGCGGUGCUGGAAUAGAAAAACAUCCUGUGCUGUGUGCACUUACACUCCUCGGCCAGCUCUACUUCCUCGCCAUCAGCACCAGCGGAUCUCACCGACAGAGAGCAGGCAUGAGCGCAGGCUAAUCCACAAUCCCAGAAUCCCCCACUGGUCGCCAGCAGGCCCUGGGACGGUGGCUACGCUCCUGCAGGAGACAAUGUGUUUCUUCACCGUCCUCAGCUGCGGCUGGCCACCACUUCCUCUUGGCAGGGCGCGAGCGAGCGAUAGGUCGCUACGGCGAUGCCAGGAAGAGUGUGAUGCAGCGGGUUGCCUAGGCACAUGUCAGCCAUGCGACAAAUUACAAUCUUUCUGGACAAAAAUAAAUAUUCAAUGGGCGGAGUCAUCACGGGACACGCGACCCCCCCCCCCGACCCGACAUGACACCCUCAAAUUAAAUUGGGUCAGAAGGUCAGCUGGGUCAUGAUGCGCCAAUGAGAGAGCAGAGGGAUUGCCGCGCACCAUCAAUCACACGGAGGGCACCUGGAAAUAAAUGACUUAAACUUGCCACUGAAACCUGCUACCUCUGUGUGUUUUCAUGACCCCUUGAUCAGUAUCAGCAGCAGGCUGCGGAUGUCAAGAAGUGCAACGCAUAUGUAGUAUCUAGCAGUUGUUAUAACAACGUUGUUCUAAUGUUAUUUUACAUUGCAGAUGUUACAGUGUAAAGUAUUUCAGGUUUCGGUGGGUAUCAAUUUGCUGAUGUCUGAGCGUUUCACUACGUGUGGGAAAUGUGUCACGUGACAGGUGGGGAGCAUGUCACAUGACAAGUGGGGAACGUGUCACAUGA